Molecule: messenger RNA, 798 nt
Organism: Dibothriocephalus latus
Lineage: Eukaryota; Metazoa; Platyhelminthes; Cestoda; Diphyllobothriidea; Diphyllobothriidae
Source: the annotation of a GenBank genome assembly
AUGUUUUCUUUCUGCUAUCUCCGGCAGGGUACCUUGAUGCAAAGCGAGAAGUCCUCCCUGUUCAGCAUCCGCUACCAGUGCCUCAAGCUGGUCAAGAAUGAGGCAGAUGAUUUUCUACCACUCGCCAGUACCUUCAACCGUGAGUGCGAAAAGUUCAAGCUCCGAGAGAGGACAGACGACCAAUUCAAAUGUCUCAUUUUUAUGAGCGCCCUCCAGGCACCUCGUGAUGCUGAAAUCCGGACGCGUCUGCUCUCCAAGAUUGAACAGGACCUAGACUCAACUCUGCAGACAUUGACGGCCGAGUGUCAGCAGCUGAAGAAUCUUAAGCAUGAUUCUGCGAUCGUGGAGCAACCCAGUUCCUCGUUUGCCGCCGCCAAUGUUCAUGCUGUCAUCCGGACGAAGUCAAUCUCGCCUCAGAAGUCCCAAGAUCCAACACCCAGAAAACCACCAUCAGCGUGCUGGCAGUGUGGUGACUGGCAUUUUGCUCGCUUCUGUCCAUUCAAGAAGCCUGUUUGUCACAAAUGCCAUAAACGAGGGCAUAAGGAAGAUCACUGUCCGGCGGGCCAACCCCUCAAAUCAAAGGCAGGCAACAGGAAGGCGGGAAGUUCCAAACGCCCUUCAUCUUACUGUGGCCUUAAGUCCAACUCAAUCCAAGCCACAUUCCAGACUGAAAUAUCUUACGGUUACCAUCAAUGGCAAUCUUGUACACCUCUAGCUGGACACGGCAUCAGACAUCAGCCUCAUCUCCAAACACACUUGGCAGAUGAUUGGACGGCCUCCGAUGAUCACAUCGGGUAA